Heterostelium album PN500 is the source of this 141-nucleotide messenger RNA. RefSeq lists its product as uncharacterized. Gene Ontology annotation, molecular function: GTPase activity; GTP binding. Gene Ontology annotation, cellular component: endoplasmic reticulum exit site; COPII vesicle coat. Gene Ontology annotation, biological process: intracellular protein transport; endoplasmic reticulum to Golgi vesicle-mediated transport; membrane organization. The record is from RefSeq and is a predicted model, not a curated record. Lineage: Eukaryota; Evosea; Eumycetozoa; Acytosteliales; Acytosteliaceae. The transcript has a single exon. Bases 1 to 141 code for a protein of 46 amino acids.
AUGGGAUUGACCCAGACCACAGGCAAAGACAAAGUUCCACUCAACCCAGGUGUUAGACCAAUCGAAGUUUUCAUGUGUAGUGUAGUUAGAAGAUUUGGUUAUGGUGACGGAUUUAGAUGGUUAUCAAACUAUAUCAAUUAG